This is a messenger RNA of Mytilinidion resinicola, 345 nucleotides long. Its product is annotated as ankyrin. The annotation marks the transcript as partial. The transcript has a single exon. Lineage: Eukaryota; Fungi; Ascomycota; Dothideomycetes; Mytilinidiales; Mytilinidiaceae. Gene Ontology annotation, cellular component: cytoplasm. The record is from RefSeq and is a predicted model, not a curated record. Gene Ontology annotation, molecular function: protein binding.
CAGGUGGUGAAGCUGCUGCUUGAGAAGAACGCCGACGUUAAUGCGCAGGGUGGAUACUAUGGCAACGCACUCCAGGCGGCUUCCUGCAGAGGCCACGAGCAGGUGGUAAAGCUGCUGCUUGAGAAGAACGCCGACGUUAAUGCGCAGGGUGGACACUACGGCAACGCACUCCAGGCGGCUUCCUACAGAGGCUACGAGCAGGUGGUGAAGCUGCUGCUUGAGAAGAACGCCGACGUUAACGCGCAGGGUGGAGACUACGGCAACGCACUCCACGCGGCUUCCUACGAAGGCCACGAGCGGGUGGUGAGGCUGCUGCUCGACUUGGGCGCCAACGACGUACUCUAA